Molecule: messenger RNA, 1077 nt
Organism: Ipomoea triloba (trilobed morning glory)
Lineage: Eukaryota; Viridiplantae; Streptophyta; Magnoliopsida; Solanales; Convolvulaceae
Exons: 4
Coding region: 1-1077 (358 amino acids)
Biological process (GO): DNA repair; telomere maintenance
Molecular function (GO): DNA helicase activity
Source: RefSeq, a predicted model, not a curated record
AUGUCUCAUUUCUAUUAUGAAGUCGGUUUAAGAUCUUCCAUAGGACGAUUGUUCUAUGUUCCGCCAGGGUGUGGAGAGUUAUACUAUCUUAAAUGUCUUUUAAAUUUGGUAAGCGGACCUUUUAGCCAUGAAGAUAUUCGCACUGUUGCAGGAGUCAUUCAUAAUUCGUUUAGGGAUACAUGUUAUGAAUAUGGAUUGUUAGAUGAUGACAAGGAGUACAUUGAUGACAUUAUUGAUUCGAGUUACUGGGCAUCCGUGUAUGCUUUGCGAAGGUUAUUUGUUACGCUUCUCACUUUAAGUUCACUCAGUAAGCUAGAAGUAGUUUGGAAUGCCGUUUGGGAAUUUCUUGCCGAGGAUGCACAGGUUCAACGUCGACGUGUCUUGCAAAAUCCAGAUAUUCNGUAUGCUUUGCGAAGGUUAUUUGUUACGCUUCUCACUUUAAGUUCACUCAGUAAGCUAGAAGUAGUUUGGAAUGCCGUUUGGGAAUUUCUUGCCGAGGAUGCACAGGUUCAACGUCGACGUGUCUUGCAAAAUCCAGCACCGAUGAUGCACAAAUACUAUUUUGAGGCUUUGGACAAAACCAUGAGCGACAUAUUGAGGUUCGUCAUACCGGGUAGUGCUGAAAAGACUUUUGGUGGAAAGACAGUAGUUUUGGGAGGCGAUUUUAGACAUAUCCUACCUGUUAUUCCGAAAGCUGCCAUACCGGGUAGUGCUGAAAAGACUUUUGGUGGAAAGACAGUAGUUUUGGGCGGCGAUUUUAGAUCGAUCCUACCUGUUAUUCCGAAAGCAACAAGACCAGAAGUUGUCGAAGCAACUAUUAAUUCUUCAUACCUAUGGACAAAUUGCAAGGUAUUAAGGUUGACCAAGAACUUGAGACUACGGACCUUAGCUUUAGAGGAAGAUAGACAUACUGUUGACUGGUUUUCAAAAUGGAUUGCAGACAUCGGAGAUGGGAUUGCAGGGGUUGUAAACAAUGGUUCAUUUGAUAUCGAUAUUCUGUUUGAGAUCUUGUUCUCUCAUCCCUCUCUAGAGCUUGUACUUCUUUCUGCGAAGCUUAGAGACAACAAUGGCAGGUGA